Phaethon lepturus (White-tailed tropicbird) is the source of this 1463-nucleotide messenger RNA. It is a transcript of the gene SDC3, whose product is annotated as syndecan 3. The record is from RefSeq and is a predicted model, not a curated record. Gene Ontology annotation, biological process: cell migration. NCBI's taxonomy places the organism in Eukaryota, Metazoa, Chordata, Aves, Phaethontiformes, Phaethontidae. Bases 1 to 1326 code for a protein of 441 amino acids. Gene Ontology annotation, cellular component: cell surface; membrane. The transcript is spliced from 5 exons.
AUGGCGGUGGAGGGCGAUGAUCCCAAGGAGGGGGAGGAAGAGGUGGUGUUUGAAGAGCUGAGCCUGGUCCAGGGCACCUGGACUCGGCGGUUCGUUAUAUUCCCCGAGCGGGACCGGUCGCGGUUCGGUCCGGCCGGAGCCGCUGACGCGUCUCUCCCCGCUCGGCUGCAGGCUCAGCGCUGGCGCAAUGAGAACUACGAGAGGCCGGUGGACUUGGAGGGCUCUGGGGACGAUGACCCCUUUGGGGACGAUGAACUGGACGAUGUCUACUCGGGCUCCGGCUCAGGGUAUUUUGAGCAGGAGUCGGGGCUCGAGACAGCAGUGAGCCUUACCACGGACACGUCCGUCACGCUCCCCACCACGGCGGCUGUGCUGCCCAUCACCUUGGUGCAGCCUGUGGCAACCCCCUUUGAACCAUUCCCCGCUGAGGACACCACCCCCGAGCAGACAACCAGCAUCUUGUAUAUCUCCAGGAUGACAGAAACACCAGUGAUCCCCAGUUGGAAAGCAACCACCACCAGUACCACUGCCAGUGAUGCCCCUACCACCAUGACCACCACCACGACCACCACGGCCACCACCACCGCGGCAACGACCACCACCAGCACCACCAUGGCCACUGCCAAGCCCACCACCGCCCGGAGUUUCCUGCCCCGCUUUGUCACCAAGGCAGCCACCACCCGGGCCACCACCCUGGAGACACCCACCACCUCCGUCCUCGAAACCAGCACCCCAACAGAGGUGGCCACGUCACGACUUGUCCCCAUCAGCACAGCUAAGCCCAGGUCCCUGCCAAAACCAAGCACCUCCAGGACUGCAGACCUCACAGAAAAAAGCACUGCCUUGCCAUCCAGUCCUGCCACGCUGCCGCCCACAGAAGCCCCCCAGAUGGAGCCAGGGGAGCUGACGACAGUCCUUGACAAUGAGCUAGAGAUCCCGGCCAGCAGCGGCCCCAGCGGAGACUUUGAGAUCCGGGAGGAGGAAGAGACGACUCGUCCUGAGCUUGGUAAUGAGGUGAUGGCCGUGGUGACACCACCGUCAGGACCCGGGCUGGGCAAGAACAUGGAGCCGGGGCUGAUCGACAACACGAUAGACUCCGGCAACUCGGCUGCUCAGCUCCCUCAGAAAAACAUCCUGGAGAGGAAAGAAGUGUUGAUAGCGGUGAUUGUGGGCGGUGUGGUGGGAGCCCUCUUCGCUGCCUUCCUGGUCAUGCUGCUCAUCUACCGGAUGAAGAAGAAGGACGAGGGGAGUUACACGCUGGAGGAGCCCAAGCAAGCCAACGUCACGUACCAGAAGCCUGACAAGCAGGAGGAGUUUUACGCGUAGAAGGAGAGCCAGGCGUGCCUCGUGCUCCCUCCCUCCCUGCUCCAAACUCUCCCCCCUCCUCUCCUUCAUCCAGUCUCUCUCUCUCUCUCUCUCUCUCUCUCUCUCUCUCGGAUCAGACUGUGAAUUUAAAAAGCAAA